Molecule: messenger RNA, 474 nt
Organism: Zymoseptoria tritici IPO323
Lineage: Eukaryota; Fungi; Ascomycota; Dothideomycetes; Mycosphaerellales; Mycosphaerellaceae
Exons: 3
Coding region: 1-474 (157 amino acids)
Source: RefSeq, a predicted model, not a curated record
AUGCCCCUCAACAUCCGCACCACCAUCGAAAUCGCCGCUCCUCCCUCCGAGGUCCGCGAAAAGUUCCUCGACUUCCCCUCCAUGCCUCUCUGGUCCAAACAAGGCCCCGUCAAAUCCGUCUCCCCUCCCAAUCCAACAAUCUCUCCCGGCGACAAACUCGCCUGCGAACUCAACUCGGGAACGAAAUUCACCGCCGUCGCAGUCGAAAACACCCCAACAAUCCUCUCCUGGCGCGGCGGUCUCCCCCUCGGAGCCCUCGUCGGACUGCACUACUUCAAAUUCGAAGAAAGCAGCAUCACACCGGGCCACACGACAUUCGUCCACGGAGAAGAUUUCUCCGGACCGUUGGUGUGGUUGGGAUCGUUUUAUCCGGGAAUUCAGGCGAAGGCCGAGAAGCAGUAUGCUGUGACAGGGGAGGAGUUGAAGAAAUGGGUGGAGGAGGGGAGUAAGGCUGGGGAGGCGCCGAAGUUGUGA